This is a messenger RNA of Medicago truncatula (barrel medic), 1650 nucleotides long. RefSeq lists its product as uncharacterized. The record is from RefSeq and is a predicted model, not a curated record. NCBI's taxonomy places the organism in Eukaryota, Viridiplantae, Streptophyta, Magnoliopsida, Fabales, Fabaceae. The transcript has 9 exons. Bases 102 to 1166 code for a protein of 354 amino acids.
AGCGUAUAAAAUGUGCUUGGUGGGCGCACGAACUUAACACAACAACGCCACCACAUUAACUCACAGUUAUCACACAACUUCAUUUCGCCGGCAACCAAACGAUGAGCUCCGGCGACGGAGUAGACGAGUCUUAUCGAUCACUUCCAUCGCUAUAUCUAACCUUCUUGUCAAUCUGGUUCGUCUCAGCUUGUUCAUGGACCGCUUAUACUUACAAAACCCGCCAUUUUCAGUGGAAUAAUUUGCAGUGGGCACUUACUUCGAUUCCAUUGAUUAAAGCAUUGCAGCUCAUGCUAUCCUUCCUCUUCUGGUAUUCAUGCUUCAAUUUUCAGGCAUGCUCUUUGUGGAUGUCAUUUGGUGUAUACGUAACUGGCGUGUUGUUUCAGACAGCUGCUUUUGUUUCCUUUUUGCUCAUUGCUCAUGGUUACUGCAUCAUGUGUGAGCACCUUUCUUUAAAUGAACGCCGUUCAACUGCCGCACUUGCAUGUGUCUUUUACUUAACUCUAGUUGGUUACAAGGCUUCUGUACCAUACUUCACUGUGCUUUUGCUUUUAAAUUAUUUUAUUUCAUUCUAUGUAAUAUUCCACCAUAUAUCCCAAAACCUACUGGUGUUGCGAGAACAAUUGGGCAUUAUAGAAAAUGAGGAUGUUCGAGCAAUGCAUGAUGCUGUGUAUAAAAAGUACAUAAUGUUCAAGAAAUUUCAGGGUGCAAUGCAGAUGGUAGCUAUGGCAGAAACUAUGAUAUAUAUGAACAUUUAUGACUCCUCAGAGAAUUACUGGCUUCGCUUAUUGAUCAGAGAAUGGACGCAAUUUUGCAUCUUUGUGUACAUUGGAUGGAUUUUCAGAUCACAAGAUUUGGCACCACACUUCUCUGUUAUGCCUGCCACAAAGUCUAAAGGCGUGACUCUGGUGCCGCCCAUCUACAGUAUUGAAAUGGAUGCAGCAACCUUUAAAGAAUUUAGCAGUCACGAAUGGCACAUUGGGUUGCCAACGUCCACUCGUCAUGAUGAAUGCUCCAAAAACGAAGUUCUGGUAAUUAUUCAGCAUCCUAGUGCUCAGAGGCCAAGAAAGCUUGAUGCAAUUUCUGAUAGCACCAAUUGCUUUGCUGUGUCAAAUCUCAAUACAAAUUUAUCUUCAUGCCAAACACAACAAACACAACUACCAACAUGAUGAAUUAUACCUGCAUUACUUGCUUAUGCCUUUUUCUUAUAGCUAGUAUAGGCACAAUUGUCUUUUUCCUAUGAUUAGUCUACCAUCAAUUAUUUUUCUUGGUUUAGAAAUCACUAGGUAAGUGCAAAAAAGACUCCUAGUUCCUGCAAUGAAAAAAUGGUGCAGAAUUAAAUAGUACUGUACAGUACAACCACCAUGGAUAGUAAAUUGAAGCCGUGUUGAAUAGCUCAUAUUACGAAUUUUGCAAAUGGAACUUAAAACAUAAAUUCAAAAUAUGAGUCAUUUGAUCUUCGUUUAAUGACUUUAAUUUACCAAUCUUGUUAACUGUACUAUUUUUUAACCACAGAAAAUCCUAAUUUGGUGCAAAACAGUGAGUUAUAGCUUGUAAGUUGUGCGUAGCACAGUUUCAGAUUAGAGGUAGCUGCAAAUAUGUAUCAAUACAUUAUUAUCAAAGGAAUUCUUAGUGUGCAUAUUCUUGAUUUCA